UUGAGUGUGUGUGUUUUUUUAGACUAGUUCUCGUCGGACAACACGUGGGGGAAAGAGGUUGAGUUUGUAUGGGACACUUUUGGGUUUUUUUUAACAAAAAAAACGACACUUACUUUGACACCAGCCUUGCUCUCACCGUGGCGGCAUCAACGACUCUAAUUUGCUGUGUAGCUAGUGUCCUGAGGAGAUGCCGCUGAGGUUUCGCUCGGUCGUGCCCUACACACUACCUGGAGUCCUUGCACUGAUUGGUUGGUGGUGGUACAUCUCCCGCAAGAAAGAGCGCCUCACCAGCCAUGACGAACCGGACGAAGCUUCAACUACUGCACCCCUGAUGACAUCUCUAGCAGUGGGUAGCAAUGGCAUGUGUGACAAAGGCACUGUAUCUCCUACAAACGACACAGAACAUCACUUCAUCUGCAGAAAUGCACCAGUAACUAGUCAAGACGAGGAGCAGGAAAACAUCUCCCAGACUCUUGUUCAGGAUGUAUGUGCAGCAUGUUCAGUGGGACAAACUUCCAAAGAUGCGUUGUCUGAUAAUAGUGGAAUGAGACUGAAUGUUGAUAGACCCCCAGUCUCAACUCUUCCACCAUAUGUGCAGGGCGACGGUCACAGAAAAGAACAGGACUGUUCGCAGAAAAGUUCAGCACCUGCCAUGGGUACAGAGGCGGAACUCUACCUAAAGACUAACCUAACUUGUGCUUCAGAAGCCACUCUCAAAGAGAUUGUCUUGCCCUGCCAAGCCCCCACGUUGGUGUACCUUUCGGAUGCAGAGAGGCCUGAGCCAGAGGGAGAAGUUGCAAAGAAUCACAGCACUAUAAUGACACAGAAUGACGGUUGUGUAGUCACCCCCACUAAAGUGCAGAGAGUGAUCUCAUCACAGUUGGAUUCUCUAGAUGGUCACAUGUCACUGCACGAUUUCAAUCAACACAUUCUAACCAGCACUCCUACCUCCCCGCUUCUGACCUCCGAAGCCCAGACCACAUUAUUGACUGCGCAGGAAAACCUGGUUCAUGAUGAGGAGCAGGAUUUGGAGGUUCUGGCAGCUGGGCUCAUAACUGAGGUCAUCUCGGCAGCCACCCAGCAGGUCCUUGGUGUCUCCAGCUGCCAGGUUGCUGACAAAGGCAAGCAGUACCACCACCAUCAAAUGUCUGAUGCUCCUCAGACAGACCACGAGGCUGUACAGGUAGAGGUCAAAGAGAGCAGAGAGCAAGUGAUGCCGAAUGGCUGUUCUGAAAUGUCUGUAUGGGAAUCUGUUGAGGUCAGUGGGUUGGUUCAUCAGGCAGACAAUGCGCAGGGAGACCCUUUGUCCAAACUGUCUCAUCAAGUAGCAAUGAGUUCCCCUCUACCAAGCUUGAACCCUAAAGCUGUGGAAUCGGCUACACAGGCUGAAGACUCUGCUUGUAGUACAUGCUACUCUGAGGAUGGCAUCAGCAAUGAGGACCACCAACUGUUUGACAAGAAGCGGGAUAUCUUCCAGGUUACAGACUUGUCAGAAAGAGAAGAAACAAUACCCCAAUCACUGGCUGAGACCGCCACAGAGGCGAUGAUUUUGGCUUUGACUGAAGAAGACUCUGUGAAUGUAAACAGACUUGACGGAAUGGACUUGAGGAAUGGAGCUCAUGGUACAUGUGAUGUGGAAACAGACCAGUCUGGAGGCUCUGAUGUCAACAGCAUGGACUCAGGUGACAGUGGCUGCACGAUGGGCGCUGGGGAAAGUCAUAGUAGCCAAGCUUCUUCAUCAAGUUCAGACAUUGUCUUCUGGGAGAUAGAAAUUCCAAAGCUUCUUGUUGGCCGCUUAAUUGGUAAGCAAGGAAGAUAUGUCAGUUUCCUGAAGCAGACCUCUGGUGCAAAGAUCUACAUCUCAACUUUGCCUUACACCCAGGAGUUCCAAAUAUGUCACAUAGAAGGUAUGCAGCAGCAAGUUGACAAAGCUCUGUCUCUGAUUGGGAAGAAGUUCAAAGAUCUGGAUCUGACCAACCUUUAUGCACCUCCACCACCACUGACAUUGCCAUCGCUCCCCAUGACUUCCUGGCUUCUUCUGCCCAGUGGCGUGACUGUGGAAGUGAUCGUGGUGAACAUCGUGUCAGCCGGGCACGUCUUUGUCCAGCAGCACACCCAUCCCACUUACCACGCUUUGAGAAGCCUCGACCAGCAGAUGUUCCUGUGCUACUCCCAGCCAGGCACACCCACCCUUCCCUCACCGGCUGAAGUUGGAGUAAUAUGUGCUGCCCCAGCAGUGGAAGGAGCCUGGUGGAGAGCUCAGGUCAUCACUUUCUACAAAGAAUCAAAUGAGGUGGAAAUAAGAUACGUUGAUUAUGGUGGCUAUGACAGGGUCAAGAUUGACUCGUUACGGCAGAUAAGGUCUGAUUUUGUAACACUACCAUUUCAAGGGGCUGAAGUAUUGCUUGACAACAUAGCUCCCCUCCCAGGAGAAGAUCGUUUUUCAUCGGAGGCCACAUCAACAUUAGAAGAGCUGACACAAGGCGUUUCAUUGCUUGCACAGGUCUCAAACUACGAUAACAAUACAGGUCUCCCACUGGUUCAUCUGUGGAACAUAGUGGGGGAGGAGGUCAUUUCAAUAAACCGCUCGCUGGCAGAGAGGGGUCUGGGGGUCUGGGUGGAUGGAUUUUGAACCAUCAUGUUCAAAGACACAUCACUGGAUGAAGAGUUUUUUUGUUGUUGUUGUUGUUGAUGUCCUGUUAUUCCUUUUCUUUAAAAAACGAUUAAAUAAAAUUAGUUUGCAGGCAUAGUCUUCAUGAACAUCACUGGUCCAAAAUUAGAUUAUUUAAUUGGAAUUUUUGGUGCACCAAAAAAAAAACAAUCGGAAAAAAAGGAUGUGAUACUUUUUUCUUUUUUUUUUUAAAGAAGGUAUAGAAUGUGAAGUGAGGUUCAAAGGUUCAACCCAUGUUUUUCUCGUCCAACACAAACUGGGUCUUUGCACACUGUCUAAAAAUCAUUAUGCAGUGUAGACGCUUAAUUUCCAAUUCACUCACAACUCGGUCAAGACAUUUCAGUCUGUUCUAAGAACUCUAUAUAUAUAUAAAAAAAAUUAAAAAAAUUACAAUGCUGCAAAAAACGCACCAAAAGGCCGAAUCGCACAAAAUCACUCGCCUGUCUAGACCAGUGUUUCCCAACCUUUACUAAGCCAAGGCACAUAUUUUUGGGCACCCGUAUGAAUGGAAAUGGGUGAAUACACAGGUUAAUUAUGUACCAUCUGCCAUCUUGUGGAAGAGCAUGUAAUUGUUCUGCCUGUCACUAUAUGUCGCUGGCAUAGCGAAAUGGGCAAAGCUAUGUUAGUUACCAAAGGUGUGGGCUUGGCAUGGACUUGAGUCAGCUAAGUCACAAUUUUGAUCACUUUGGACGCGACUUGAAACUCGACUUGGACUUUGACAUCAGUAUUAUACAUUAGCAUUCAAUUAACCGGGUUGAUUGUCCAGCAAGACAACAUAUUUUCCCCACAUAUCUGCCUCAUUGAAUGCAUUUAUUAACAUCCAAUCAGGUUUAAGACCAAACCACAAGUGUGUGGAUUACAUAAAUCCUGAAUGCUGUGUCACCACUCUUUCUGUGCCUAAUUCUUGUCACUCUGGUUUUAUUUGAUUUUAAAAAGUAAGAAUUCUAAAUGCAUUCAUUGUAUUUGUCAAAUUUAAUAGAUUGUUACCUUGUUAAAAUGGCAUUUAUGUGAGAGAUGCUAAACUGUGCUUACGACUUGUGAGGAUUUGAAAAUGUCAAUCCUAUGAUUUAGGACUUGACUCGACCCGUCUUAUCUAGACUUGGAUUUGGAUGUUUUUACUUGAGACUUGCAAAACACUGACUUGCUCCCGCCUCUGCUGGUUAAUGAGUCACUUUUAUGGAGACUAACGGAAUUGGCAUUUAGCUUUGUAGUGGCAUGUGUUGUCGAGAUGUUUCCGGAGAUUUGCGGCUGAGGGCUGAGUCGAUUACAUGUAAUUAUCUAUCGAAACGCUAGGGGGCAGUGUUUUCCUUAGAGUUCCUUCCUAUCUACAGUAGUUUCCUGUGGAGUAGUAGGAGUAGUGGUGAACAAUGUUGACUGAAGCAACGGCCAGAUAGUUAACACACCACAUUUCACUGUAACGGCGUAACAUUUUAAAUAAUUAAUUGCAUCACCCGUUACUGGAAGACAAUUUUAAAGCCAUUACUCCCAACAUGGAUUAUUUGUAGUAAAUAAAUGAGCACUUUUACAUCACUUCUCUCGUGUACUGUGCCACAGUGGUUGGGAAUCACUGGACUAGCCAACAGUUGGUCUGCAGUUUAGGCAAUGGGGCCUCUUCCAAAGAGUUGACCUCCAGACUGCAAACUUUCCUUCUUGAUUCUGUCGCUGUACCUCCAUAUGCAAGUGUUUUACUCCAAAGGCCAGAUAUAGACAAUAAAUGUAUUUAUUGAAAUUUAAAUAUAUGAUGCACAGGUGCGCGUUUCUGACAGUUUAAAUGUAGGCGUGUUCUAACAGUGCGAGUGCAUUUAAAUGAUCAAGGUCCUUUAACGCUAAAGGGAAACAAAGCUCCUAGACAUACACCAUUUGGUUUAUUAUUAACAAGUGAAAUUAAAUUCAAAACAGUGUGGUUGGAAGAACACUACGUGAUCUUGCCAAGUUUUCUUGUCUUGAAACAUUUCAUGGUGGCCUCUUUGAAAUGCAAUACUGAGAAUUGUACUGCAUUGUCAUUUAACUUCCAUUUUUAUAAGAGCCUGCUACAUUUAAAUCCAGCAUAAAUCCAAUGUGUGUCUUUACUGUACUACUCUGACUUCUGUGACACAUAUUGGCCUAAUGCAGGAUUAAUGUAUGGUUUGUGGGUGGCAAAGUCAGGGGGGAAAAAUGAUGUAUUUGACUGAUGCCAAGGUCUUAAUGAAUGGGGUGUCCAAAGUGCAGCCCUGGGGCCAUUUUCAGCCCACAGCUCAUUUAGUGGCAUAUUUUUAAAAUAAAUUAAUGGGAUAUAUUCAAUAUUACACUAAUUUGCUUUUUCAUCCACAACCCAAAGCUAAGCCUUUUUGUUCAGAUAUCGAAUUGUUUUUUGCCUCUUUAAUACAAAUGUAUCAAAACAGCCCCAUGCAUCCCUCGAUUUUUCUGAACGCAUCCUUUACUGGAAACAGUUUGGACACCCUUGUCUUAAUGUGUCUUGGAUUUUAAAUAGGGGACGGAAGUUUUGAGGGGGAAAAAAUACCGCGAGGGACAUCACAAGGUUACAUGUGAAAGAUGCACUUAGGAAAACAAACUCAAAAAGGAGGGAAGAGUAAUAUUUACUUCAUGGGGAAGAACAACUUGCUAUAACAUCACAUUUUACUGAUGUGCUUGUGAAACACUCUUGAUAACAAGUCCACAGUCCACUUUUGUGUAGUCAGACGUACGACUGUGUUGUCUUUCAUCAGGAAGGGUGUCAUGUACAGUGGACCUCCGCAGAUUUGCGAUUCAGCAUUCUCAAAUGAAAACUCUUUUUUUAUGCACAAUGUGGAGUAUGCGGGUAUCAAACACAAAUGCACUAAUUCAUGAAAGACAAUACUAACAUUCAUAACCCGCAAGGCAUGCUGGGAAGCCCCGGUGCAGACUUCCCCAACAGGUUACCCAGCAUGCCUUGCGGGUUACAUAUGCUAGUAUAGUUUUGAAUGUACAGUUUAUUAGUGUGUGGGUGGGUGUUUCGUUACCCGCAUCGGCCGUGUGGUGUUAUUUUUGGUUCCAUUAUGAGUGAGGUAGGCGUUGGGGUUGAUGUAUGGGUAUAAACAGCAGUGCCCAGCUAUAGCAGCAUAACCCAGUCUUCAUUAGUGUGUCAAAAAUUGACAUCUUUAUGUGUCAAUUACUCAAUUUUGCUAAAAGCGGGGAUCUACUGUGCACCUAAGUCGUUAAAACUCUGCCAACAAUAUCAUGCUUUGCAUUGUUUCCAACAAAUCACUUUGGGGGGGUUUAGGCACAUACUGAAAUAAUGGACAUGAAACAUGUUGCCGAAAAGAGUACGUUUUAAAACGCUAAUGAGUGAGUUGCUUCACUAAUGGGUUCCCAAAAUCUGUUUGGCCAGGGUUGUCGAAAGUGCGGCCCACAGCUCAGUUUUUUGUUGGUCGUUGGCAUUUUGUAAAAAUUCAAUGAAUUCAUUAAGAUGUUUGAUUAGAUAUUACACUAAUUUGCUUUGUCACCUACAGCGCUGCGCUUUGUUAAAAUAGCUUUGCAUAUGUUGACUUAAAUGUACAAAAUGUAUCCAAGAGCAUCCUUUAACUGAACAGUUUGGACACCUCUACAUUAUUAGGUGUUGGUGGUGGAAUCUGUGCACCUGCAGGCACGUGAUGGAGGCCUUUUUAGAGGGAUAAUUGAAUUUAAAGACUUCCAUUCAAGAACAAAAUUGGAGCAGUAGGCAUAUUGUUGCUGUCUCUCGGGAACUGUUUUUGUUCUUCCAAUUCUUCCAGUAAAUAUGCCAAUGUAAAUGAAUCAACUCCCACCACACUUACUAUAGUUUCUCUGUAAAUAAGAUCUACUACUCUACUUUUCUAGAAUACUGAUAGAGUGGAACAUAAAGGGAAAAGUCUUAUUUAUGUAUUCCUGUCCUGGUUCAUCCUGCCUCAACCUUUCAGUCACGCUAAUUUUUUGAAGCUGUGGGACUGUUUUUUUGUGUUUGCAUAGCUAGCCAAGUUAUAAUUGGAUUAUUUUUAAACAAGUGUUGCUGUGCCCAAAAUAAUUCAACAUGUACAGAUGAGGGGUUUUUUUUGCGUGAAGACUAUUUGGAUUGUACAAAACUAUUUUGAGGGGGGGGGCACAAUAAAGUGUGUUGAAAGUGAUCAUGUUCACUCCUUUCAAU
Messenger RNA from Dunckerocampus dactyliophorus (ringed pipefish), 6788 nucleotides. RefSeq names its product A kinase (PRKA) anchor protein 1b (gene akap1b). The coding region runs from base 188 to 2632 and encodes 814 amino acids. Lineage: Eukaryota; Metazoa; Chordata; Actinopteri; Syngnathiformes; Syngnathidae. The record is from RefSeq and is a predicted model, not a curated record. Gene Ontology annotation, molecular function: RNA binding. The transcript is spliced from 11 exons.